AUGUGGCGGUACCUCGAUGCAUUUAAAUGUGCUUUUGCGUUUGUCUCUCGUCCUACUUUUUUUUUCUUUGAUUUACCUUUGCUCCGCUGGGUUUAUUUUAUCAAACUCAAUUGUUUCUUUUCAGUCACAAUACACACGCUUAUCACCACUGCUGCCAUACUGCAGUGUGGAGAAAUGCUGCGGCUUAGUUGCCUGCGCAAGACGGCGCUGCCGACAAUAAUCAAUAAAGUUUGUCGCACUCCGGCGUAUCUGCGACACGCACCGCCCGGCGUGUACGUUACUUGUGACUUUGAGAAAAGUGCGCGACACACGACGCUUCUCGUGGACGCAUCGGUUGAAGGAGAACCCCCUAUGACGAAUGGCGCCUACUUACUUUCCUCUACAGGGGGCGAUGACCUUGCAUUUCAGCAGGCACAUAGCGUGCUUGUUGGCUUACCUUUUGCACAGGAUGCAUCGCAGGCGUCACGCUUCCUGGACACUGUGCUGCGUCCAGCGCUAGCACGCAAUGGCAUGUCGAUUCCGUUUGAUGGCAUACAUACAAUAAUCCUACUGGAGCUGCACCCCUUUGCCGCGCACGCCGUACAGGAGAUAGUCUCUCGCUUGCCGCAGGUAAAGGUGGCCUGCAGUCCAUUGAUGGCUGCAUUUCUAUCUGACGCUGAUUUUUUUUCGGGCAUGCGAAAGUCUUUGUGUGAGAACGACGCACAUCUUCCUGCAAAGUCGAUCACAUUUGCUGGUGUGCCGCAGUCAAAUCUUUCCCUGCUCGAGGAUGGCUCCGCGGUCCCGGUCUUCGGCGAAUGUCGCCAUCUUCUCGUGGCGACAGGCGACCUUUCCGAUGCGCGAGAGAGGUGGCGGCGGGAGCGAAGAAACAAGCUGAAGCAUUUUGAAUCGUACGCCCUCUUCCUGUACGAUUCGUCCUUUUAUGCGAUGCUUGCCCCCCCUUCUGCCGGUGCGCACUUUGAUUGGCUGCCUUUUGUCGUCCACGAGGCGGACGCCGCCGCGCUUCUGCCGUUGCCGGACUUCCUUUCUCUGCAGAAGUCGACCGGAUCUUCCCUGUUGGAGGUCUGGAGACUCCGUGAGCACGCGCACCGGGUGAUAACCGCGCUGGAGAAGUUCCCGGAGACGCAACGCGUGCUGACUGCAUGCUACGGCGAGGUUUCUGGCGGCGCCGACGGUUACGUGGAGCGGCUGGAGCAAACAGUCCGGAAGUUGGAGGAGUUACGAAGUCGUCUCGGCCGCCGUUUGGCUACUGACACCGCGCGGGACGUGGCGAAGUGGAGUGUCGUCAUGGAGGAAAAGAUUUUGAAGGAAAUUGUUUUCACCAAAAAGGCGGAGAAGAAGACGUCGGAGGAGGUGCUUUUGGAGUACAAGCAGUGGGCAAGCGCCUCGCACCUUGGACGACUCUCACGCUCACUCGCUCUAGCGGGCGCAACACUUCCCCCCGACAUCCCAUCGGAACCGGCCCAAGAGGCAUCGCCAUCGCCAUCGCCAUCGUCAUCGUCGAGCAAAGACACAGAGGGGGCGGCCGGCGUGCAGCUGCUAAAAAGCCACUUUGAGAGGCGAGGGAUGGCGUCGCUCACGCCCGUCCUGGAGCGGGAGGAGAUUGAUGUCGUGGUGUUUUUGGCAAUGGGCCAAGAUGACUUUAAGAAGGUGUUUAAGGCCACGUUUGGUGUGGCCAAGAAGAUGGAGCUGCUUCAGCAGGAACUCCGGUCUUCACAUUAA
Trypanosoma cruzi is the source of this 1719-nucleotide messenger RNA. RefSeq lists its product as uncharacterized. NCBI's taxonomy places the organism in Eukaryota, Euglenozoa, Kinetoplastea, Trypanosomatida, Trypanosomatidae. Bases 1 to 1719 code for a protein of 572 amino acids. The transcript has a single exon. The record is from RefSeq and is a predicted model, not a curated record.